CCUAAUUCCUCCUGACCUCAUCAAAGUGUCCUUGAGCAAGACACUGAACCCCAAAUUGCAGGUUUGGGGUUCAGGUUGGCGCCUUGCUUGACAGCCUCCGCCACUGGCGUGUGGAUGUGUGUGUGGAUGGGUGAAUGUGAGGCAUGAAUUGUAAAGCGCUUUGAGUACUCGUAGGAGUAGAAAAGCGCUAUAUAAAUGCAGUCCAUUUACCAUUUGUGUGAAUUAUUACAGUGACUUUGCAGUACACUGAUUCUUGGGCUAGUACCUGACUGGUGUAGAAAAGCCUCCCUUACGGACUUUCUGCCUCCCUGCUCCACUGAACAGGGCUAUAGUGCUCACAGCUUCCUGGCCCCAGAGCAUCAUGGGUCUUUGUGAAUAGCUGCCACAUGACCAUGCCCCAGUGCCACCAAGCUGUCCUGAUGUGACUCGCCCCCCAGCUCUGUGGCUUUUUCAAAGAAAUGUUAUUUACUUUGAACACCAUGAUAACCCCCUUUCAGCGUUAAUCAUAAAUCUGUCGUCUAAACACAAAUCUAGGGUGUCACAAGGUCAGUGCAGGUUCAGGGAAGUGCGCAGCACACAGACAUCUAUAUUGCAGGUUCAGAGAAGGACAUGGGUCACAGACAUCCAGCGCAGUGUAGGUUCAAGGAAGCAUGCAGGUCACAAUCAUCCAGUGCAGUGCGGGUUCAUUGAAGCACAUUGGUCACAGACAUCCAAUGCAGUGUGGGUUCAGGGAAGCACGUGGGUCACAGACAUCCAGCGCAGUGUGAGUACGGGGAAGCACGUGGGUCACAGACAUCCAGCGCAGUGUGGGUUCAGGGAAGCAUGUGGGUCACAGACAUCCAGUGCAGUACGGGUUCAGGGAAGCACGUAGGUGACAGAUGUCCAGCAUAGUGCAGGUUCAGGGAAGCAUGUUGGCCACAGAUGUCCUGUGCAGUGCAGGCUCAGGGAAGUAUGCGGGUCACAGACAUCCAGUGUAGUGUGGGUUCAGGAAAGCGUGUGGCACGCAGACAUCAAGUGCAGUGUGUCUUUAGGGAAGCACGUGGCACACAGAUAUCUAGCACAUCAAGGGUUCAGGGACGUGCGUGGGUCUCAGCAUGCAUGUUCAGGGAAGUGUGUGGGUCUCAGCAUGCGUGUUCAGGGAAGUGCGUGGGUCUCAGCAUGCGUGUUCAGGGAGAUGCGUAGGUUACAGGCAUCCAGCGCAGCAUGGGUUCAGGGAAGCAUGCAGCACCCAGCGUCUAGUGCAGUGCAGAAUCAGGAAAGUGUGCUGGUCAUAGGAAUCCGGUGCAUCGCAUUGCGGGUUCAGGGAAACGUGCGGGUCACAGAUAUCCUGCGUAGUGUGGAUUCAGGGAAGCAUGUGGGUCACAGACGCCCAUUGCAGCGCACUGUGGGUUCAGGGAAGCAUGUAAACUUGUAUUCAUAGUUUGCUACUAUGGUCACUGGAGUGGGGUCUAAAGUACCACGAGUGACAUACCAGGCAGGUCUCAAUGGACUGUGGAUGGUGAUCAGAUCAGAUAAGGAAGUGGGUGAGUGUUUUCUCACUGGUUUAGAACUCCUGCCUCAUUUAAUUAUUCAUCGAUUCAGAAAUAAAUUGCACAGGGAGAUUUAUGUACUGCAAACAGAGGACAAAAAUAGAGGCAGGUGGUGGCACUCAGGGCUCUGACCCCGGUGUGUGGGCGCGUUUUCCUUUAAGUGAUCCAUGGAAACAGGUGGAAAGAGAUUCCACAACGAAAUAGGCCAGAAAACAGGAAAUGGUUUCCUACAAGACCCCUGUUUGAUGGCAUGUGUCAAAUAUCAGUUUGGUAAGAUAUAAGAAUUUUGCCAAUCGGGGUAUCAGUGCAUGAAGGCUAAGAGGAUUCCAGCCAAAGGGAAGGCCUUGUAAAUGUCCGUGUCAUUUGAUUACCCUGAGCAUGUGACCGCUCAGCAUUUUCAGGGAGUUCUCUGUGUUUAUUUUUGAAGUUAGUGUGACCUUAAAUGUUCAAAUAUAGCACAUUCCCUGAGUCUCGCGCCCGUGUGCAGUCCGUGCCAUCCAGGGUUAACGGCGGCGUGUUGUUUCAGCCGCACCCGGAGACCAGGCACAGCAGCCAGCCAGCUUUUAAGGCCCCCGGCCCAUGUGAUCAGACAAACCGAGCACCGUCAGUCAGCCGGAGAUGGUCCAGUAGGCCAAAGUUCAACAACUGCUUUCAGAUGCCUGGAGGAAAUUAGAGUCCGACAUGCAAAGCGGGGGGAAACGGGGGCCUGCAGGGUUACUCAGGGCCAUUUCCACCGUUACCAUAGCAAAGCUUCUGUGGAGGGCAUCCAUUGAGUCCACAUUCCCUGUUCGUCCAAACCAAGAAAGAGAACUUCCAGACAGUCCUGCUGUGGAAUGGAGUAUCCAGCUCAUUUCCUCCCUGGUCCUGAAGCAAGUUAAAGAAAGUUCCAUCAACCUGGUGCUGACUUUUGAUGUCUGCGGUGUGAGCGGUCAUGCCAACCACACUGCAAUCUACAAGGCACUCAGGUAUCUGGGUUCAAGUGGAAGAAUUCCUGAUGGAUGCUGCUUCCUCUCCCUGCAAAGUGUCAGCAUGAUCAGGAAGUACCUCUCCAUCCUGGAACUGCCCAUCAGCUGGAUCCUCGCGUCAGACUACUCCACAGUUGCCGCUUUGAAAGAGUACAGGCGAGCCAGGGCGGCCAUGCUUCGUCACCGCAGCCAGUUGCUGUGGUUUCGCCACCUCUACCUGCUCUUCUCGCGCUACAUGCUCAUCAACACAUUUCAAGUUAUCGCAGCAAAGGAGAAAGACUUGAAAAGCCAGUAGCUGUGGGUUCUCAAACUUGGGAGCCCCUGCCCAUGAGGCGUCUCUGUAACACAUCCUGAUGUUGUGACAUCCCACAGCACUGUGCAUGAUUUGACGUGACUGCGUCACAUGACAAGAGUGUGCAUCAUGAUGCGACUGUGCCUCACAAAACAAAACUGUCACAUGAUACAACUGUGCUUCACGUGACACGACAUUUAAUGUGUAUGAUAAAGUAGGAAAAACAGCAAAAUUACAAAUGGGUCAUGUUAUGAAGGUAUUUUUUUGCAAUAAAUCUUUAAGACCUUAAA
This is a messenger RNA of Paramormyrops kingsleyae, 3076 nucleotides long. It is a transcript of the gene pigl, whose product is annotated as phosphatidylinositol glycan anchor biosynthesis, class L. The record is from RefSeq and is a predicted model, not a curated record. Gene Ontology annotation, cellular component: endoplasmic reticulum. NCBI's taxonomy places the organism in Eukaryota, Metazoa, Chordata, Actinopteri, Osteoglossiformes, Mormyridae. Gene Ontology annotation, molecular function: N-acetylglucosaminylphosphatidylinositol deacetylase activity.